Molecule: messenger RNA, 1160 nt
Organism: Spea bombifrons (plains spadefoot toad)
Lineage: Eukaryota; Metazoa; Chordata; Amphibia; Anura; Pelobatidae
Gene: MIS12
Product: MIS12 kinetochore complex component
Exons: 2
Coding region: 203-865 (220 amino acids)
Biological process (GO): kinetochore assembly; mitotic sister chromatid segregation; mitotic cell cycle
Cellular component (GO): chromosome, centromeric region; nucleus
Source: RefSeq, a predicted model, not a curated record
GUUUGUUUUUUAUAUUUCCUCGCUGUCCUCUAGAUGCCAGCAAAGCAUUUUGAGUGAAAUAUUUCAUAGUGGAUUUUCCCCGCGCUAGAUGGAUUUUAAGGACUGAACAGAAAUUUGGCAACUUGUGAAGUCUGGAAAAGUGGCAACAACCAGGACACUUUGAAACACUGUCUUUAAGCUCAGGUCAUCUUUUGCAAACAUAAUGUCUGUUACUCCAAUGUGCUAUGAGGCACAAUUUUUUGAGUUUACCCCACAGACCUGUAUACUUAGGCUGUAUAUUACUUUUCAAGACUACUUGUUUGAAAUGCUCCUGGUUGUGGAAAGAGUCAUCAUGAAAAAACUGGAAAGCAUUCCAGGCCAUAGGAUAAGCAAGUUCCAGAUUCGAGAGAGCACCGAAAAAUAUCUCCACUACGUAAACGAACGAUUCAAUCACCUCUUCCAGAAAAUGGAAAAAUGCCUUUUAAAGCUUGUACUACGUAUACCCAGGAAUAUUGUCCUACCGGAAGACAAGGUUCAAGUACAAUACUCUUACAGUGCAGAAAAAUUUCAGCUUCUGCAGAGUGAGACAGAGACAUUACAGAAGCAGUACAAGGCUGAGAAGAUGGCCACCCAGUCACUUUUAGCAGAGUUGGAGGAGCAGAAGGUAGUGCAGGCUGAGCUGGAAAAAGUACUUGCUUGGUUUGAUGGGCUUGACAAAAUUUGCAGAGAGCAUGGAAAUAUAGAUUUAAAAGAGAGCUUUGCUUUUAUGACUCAAGCCUCCUUGAAAAUUCAAGGGAAAAUAAAAGAAAUUGACUUAAAAAAUAAAAAAAUCAAGGGUAAUGAAUCUUUUAUCCCAAUAAAUUUUCAAACAAGGAAGAAACUAUGAGAAACACAUGCAUUUCAAAGCUGUAUAUUGUAAAUUUGUAUAUUUUUAAAGGUUAUUGUAAUUAAAGAUAUUCACAUUUUUAAGUGUUUUUUUUAAUGUACCUAUGUAAAUUAACUUGAUUAGUUGAAGAAAAGGCCAGAAUAAUAAAGUGUGUAAUAAUGGCCAAAGCGUGGGAUGAAUGCUUCCUUACAGAAGGAAAAUGUAUUGCUUACAGUAUUUCUCUCUUGCAUCUGCUCAGUAAUCUAAACCAAGUGGAGUGUCCACAAUCUGAGUAAAAUUGCAUUGUAAUGGUGAA